CUCGUGUGUUUACGUGGAGAAACAUGGCGGCGACUGUGAGUCUGACAGCAAAUCCCGAAUAAAACACAGCGAAACCCCGAAAACCCACAGGAGUUGCCGUCCGAGCCGAAGCGAACACACAUGUCAGCGGUCCGCGUUCAGCGCUAAGUGUGUGUGUGGCACGUUAAUGACACGGGUGUGUGGUGUUUAAGCCGCAGGAACCGCAGAGAUGAUGGAAGACGAGGAGCGACAGAGGAAACUGCAGGCCGGCAAAGCCAAGCUGGCCGAGUACCGGCAGAAGAAAGCUCAAUCCGACGGCCAGAAGAAGCAGAAGAAGAAGAGAAAGAAGCCCGAGUCGGAAGCAGAGGAGCGUCUGAGAGAUGAGGGAGACGAGCAGCCGCGGGAUCAACACACCGUGUUCUCGCUCUCCAAGACCCUGCGCGGCGGAGAGAGCGUCACACACGAGCAGACCUACAGCAUUGAGCCCGAGAGUGAGGUCUCGACGACGGCUGAAGACUGUUCGUCUGAGGUAAAUGGUUUCCAGGAGAGGGCCGACAGUGAUUUCCCAUGGUCCUCCUGUGUGAUCGGGGAGGAGGACCUCCCUCAGACCGAAGCCCAGAUGGAGCCUGACCCGCAGAACCAGAUCCAGGUCAUGGAGGACGAGUUGGCUGCCAAGAGCAUGGCCAUAGAAGAGCUGAGCCGAGAGCUGGAGGAGAUCCGGGGAGCGUUCGGGCCCGAAGGAGGGCAGCAGCUGCCGGAGUUCGAGGAGGCGUUGAAACAGAGGGACGAGAUCAUCACGCAGCUCACCGCUAACAUGCAGCAGGCGCGGGCCGAGAAGGAGGAAGUGAUGCGUGAGUUCCUGCAGCUCACCGAGCAAAGCCAGAAACUACAGGUUCAGUUCCAACAGCUGCAGGCCGGGGAGAUCCUGAGGAGCUCCAGCAUCAGCUCCACUGCCUCAGAUCUUCUCCAGGCCCGUCAGCAGAUCACGCUUUACCAGGAGAAGAUCACGCUGUACCAGCAGCAGCUCGACGAGAGGGAGGCGCAGGUCAAAGGUCACCAGGAGAAGAUCAUGCUGUACCAACAGCAGCUUGACGAGAGGGAGGCGCAGGUCAAAGGUCACCAGGAGAAGAUCACGCUGUACCAGCAGCAGCUCGACGAGAGGGACGCGCAGGUCAAAGGUCACCAGGAGAAGAUCACGCUGUACCAGCAGCAGCUCGACGAGAGGGACGCGCAGGUCAGAGGUCACCAGGAGAAGCUAGAAGAGAUGGAUGCGCAGGUCAGAGGUCACCAGGAGAAGAUCACUCUGUACCAGCAGCAGCUCGACGAGAGGGAGGUGCAGGUCAGAGGUCACCAGGAGAAGAUCACGCUGUACCAGCAGCAGCUCGACGAGAGGGAGGCGCAGGUCAAAGGUCACCAGGAGAAGAUCACGCUGUACCAGCAGCAGCUCGACGAGAGGGAGGCGCAGGUCAAAGGUCACCAGGAGAAGAUCAUGCUGUACCAACAGCAGCUUGACGAGAGGGAGGCGCAGGUCAAAGGUCACCAGGAGAAGAUCACGCUGUACCAGCAGCAGCUCGAUGAGAGGGAGGCGCAGGUCAAAGGUCACCAGGAGAAGAUCACGCUGUACCAGCAGCAGCUCGACGAGAGGGAGGCGCAGGUCAAAGGUCAUCAGGAGAAGAUCACGCUGUACCAGAAGCAGCUUGACGAGAGGGACGCGCAGGUCAGAGGUCACCAGGAGAAGCUAGAAGAGAUGGAUGCGCAGGUCAGAGGUCACCAGGAGAAGAUCACUCUGUACCAGCAGCAGCUCGACGAGAGGGAGGUGCAGGUCAGAGGUCACCAGGAGAAGACACAGGAGCAGCUGAUACUGAUCACACAGCUUCAGGAGAGGCUGAGUGAAGCCGAGAGGUUCCGCACGCAAUCCGAAGAAUCGUCUGCGCUGAGUUUACGAGAUAAGGACUUGCUGAACACCGAACAUCAUCAGCAUCAGCAGUCGAUAGCGCAACUUCAGGAUCAGCUUCUGACCAGCAAACAACAGGCGGAAGAAGCGAACAGGCGUUUGUCAGCGAAAGCCCAAGAGCUGGACAUCUGCGAACGAGAGCUGACCGUGUCCAGGCAGAAGGAGCGCAUGUCUUCGGGAGAAAUCCUGCAGCUCAUGAAAACCGUGGAGGAUCUUCAGCAGCGCUGCCAUCAUCACGGCAGCCAAUCAGAGCGCGACACGCUGCGAGCCGAACUCGACGAGAUGUACGGGGAGCAGAUCGUGGCCAUGAAACACGAGCUCCGGGUUCAACACGCGGCCGAAGUGGACCGAAUCCGAGAGCAAAGUCGCGCCGAAGUGGAGAAAAUCGUUCAGGAGCACCAAUCCGAGAUUGAGAAGUUCAAAGGUCAGGUGUUUCAGAGCAACGUCCUGAACGUGAGGGUCAUCGAGCUCCAGCAGAAGCUGCAGGAGACGCUAGUGCUACGAGAGAAAGCGGAGCAGGAGUUAGCGCGGAUGAGUGGAGAGAAACUCAGUCUGGCGCAUCAAGUGGAGCGUCUACACAACGAGUUGCAGAGCGUGAGGUCAGAGGUCGGUGAGGUGCAGCGCCUACGUGACGCGCUUGAUGCUGCGCAGGCGGCUAACGUCGAACUCGAGGUCAAACACGAAUCAGAGAUUACGAACUAUAAGAUUAAACUCGACAUGCUAGAGCGGGAAAAAGACGCGGUGUUGGAUCGCAUGGCCGAGUCGCAGGAAUCUGAACUGGAGCGACUCCGAACGCAACUCUUGUUCAGCCACGAGGAAGAGCUCUCCCGACUCCGCGACGACCUUCAGCGGGAAGGCCAGCUCAACGUGCAGAACCUGCGGGACGAGAUGAGCGUGAGACACCGUGAGGCUAUCGACGGCUACGAGGACAAGCUAGCGUCGGCGGAGAGCGAGAGAGUCGCGCUGCUUCAGGCGCUCAAACACAGCGAGGAAAGCGGAACCUCAGAGGAGCUCGAGAGACGGAGACAGAGCGAAAUCAACAAUCUCCUGGAGCAGGUCAACAAGCUAACGCUGGAGAACGAGCAGGCGUCCGCGCGACUCGAGGAGCUUCAGGACGAGAUCGACACGCAGAGGAACACCUUCUCCUUCGCCGAGAGGAACUUCCAGGUGAACUUCCAGGAGCUGAAGGACGAGUACGUGUUCACGGCUAACGCUAAAGCACAGCUAGAGGAGCGCCUGAUCAGAGACGCCGAGGAGUUCGAGAAGAAACUCGCCGAGAUGCGAACGAGACGCGACGAGGCGGACGGGAGCGAGAAACACACGGCCGAGCUGAUGGAGAAGCUCGAGGCGGUCGAGAAAGAGAAGGAGAGCUUAGCCGAGCGGCUCUCGCUAGCGGAAGCGGAUGCUAAACGCCUGGCGGACGAGCUGGAGCUGAGAAAUAAAGCGCUGGUUCGGGACUGCAGUGUUUCUGGUGGGCUGGAGACGCAUCACACACACACCAGAUCAGGGAGGGAGAGAGAGACGCCUGCGAGUACUACAGCGAGCCGGCUCGCUCCACACACACACGCACACACUCGCGAGGAGCAGCUCGCGGUCUCCUUCAGCCUCACGCAGCAGCAUGAGACGGGAGAUGCUCAGGUCGAUGGAGACGCUGUCACAGCUUCGCGUGUGAUUCUGCCACUGGAAAUGGACGGCGCUGAGCAUGAUGAGUGCCGUCUGCAGUUGGAGGCUCAGCGCAUCAGUCUCUCGCAGAUCCACGCGGCGCAGCUGGAGCUGCUCACGGACACACACGAGCAGGAGCUGCGCAGUCGAGAGCCGGAGCAACAGGGCCUCGGUGGUCCGUCCGCAGAGCCGAGCGAGCCGACGGCCCCGCAGCUGAAGGCGGAGUUUCAGGAGAGUUGGGCUCAGCUGGAGGAGACUCACCGACGCGAGAUCGAGCGGCUGAAGCUCUUCUACCAGCAGCAGAAGCAGGAGACGCAGGAGCGCUUCACCGCUGAGAUCCUCCUCCUCCAGCAGAGACUGCAGGAGCUCUCCGGCGCCGAGGACAUCUGCAGCGUGCCGAGUGCCAGUGUGCCCCUGACCGGAGACGAGCGAGCUGAACAGGACGAGGAGCGUGUCUCUGUGAUCGCUGGGUCAGGUCUGUGGUGUGAGCUGCAGGCCGGUCAGGAAGCCCCAGGCGAGAGCUGGCGUGAGGAGCAGACGGAUCGGGAUCAGGAGCGUCGACCCGGAUCUCCUCCCGGACAGGAGAAACACCAGCAGGAGCAGCUGGAGGAGGAGAUCGCGAAGGUGAUCGUGCAGAUGUCGGUGGAGUUCGCCCAGCAGACCGAACACACACGCAUCAGCAAACAGGCCAGAGAGACGAGCACCGCUGUGCAGACGAACAGAGAUGAGGAGGCCGAGAAGGAAGAGGAGGAGGAAGAGGAAGAAGAGGAGAAGGAGGUGAUAAAGGGCAAAGGUCAUGGAAGGAGCGUGACAUCACAGUCAUCUGACCCAGAGCUCGCAUCUGAUGACAUCAUCACAGAGCGGGAUCUGCUGCGUGAGGCGAACGCUCGUCUGGUUCAGGUUCUGCUGGAGGUGCUGAAGACCACAGCGGCCGCGGAGGAGACCAUCAGCCAUGUGGAGGCCAUGCUGGAGUCCAGUCCGGGUCACAUGACCCCAGCGGAGCGGGUCAGACCGGGACCUGCUGGAGACACUGAUGACGUCAGCAUGUUUUCAGCGGAGGCCGAUGAAGGGCUGGAGAUGAAAAUCCCGGGGGCGGGGCUUCUGUAUCAGGGGGCGUGGCUUCAGCUACAGGGGGCGGAGCUCCAGCUGGAGAGGGAGGAGUUUCUGAUGAGCAUCAGCUCACGCUUGCAGAGCGCCGUAGAGAAGCUGCUCAUCGCCAUCACUGACACCAGCUCUCAGCUGGAACACGCGCGGAUCACGCAGACGGAGCUCAUGAGGGAGAAGUUCAGGCAUAACGAGGAGAUGGAGGAGCUUCUGCGCCGACAAGAGGAGCUUCAGGAGCGAGUGUGUGAGGAGAACCGAGCGAGAGAACAACUGGCACUGGAGCUGCACAGGGCUGAAGGAGUGAUUGACAGCUACAGCGGCGAGCGUGAGGUGCUGGAGCAGCAGGUGCGCGAGCGGGUCGAUCUGCAGCUUCAGCUGGAGCAGGAGUUGUGUGUGACGAGCCUCAGGCUGAGGGAACUGGAGGAGGAGCGCCAGCAGAUCCAGGACCAGCGCCAGCUCCUGUCCCGCCAGCAGGAGGCGCUGAGAGACGGCGCCGGGGCCCCAGAGCUGCGACUAGUUGAGGCUGCUCUUGACGCAGCACCUGAAGCAGACCUGCUGGAGGAGACGGAGAAGCUGAUGCUGGAGAAGGUGGAGGUGCAGCGGCAGGCGCAGAAGGAGAGUGUGGAGUUGCACCAGCAGGUGAAGCACCUGGAGGCGGAGCUUGAGGAUCAGGUGAUGCGUCUGCAGGAGCUCCAGGACACGAGCCGAUCCGAGCGAGACGACCUGCGGCAGCAGAUCCAGGCGUUGGAGAAACAGCUGGAGAACAACCGCAGGUUCAUGGACGAACAGGCCGCGGACAGGGAACACGAGCGCGACGUCUUUCAGCAGGAGAUUCACAGCCUGGAGCAGCAGCUGAAGAACCCGCCCAAAACAGGAACCGGAAGCGACCGCAGGGACCGAGAGGUGCAGGAGUUGUCCCGUGCGCUGCAGGAUAAGUCUGACUGCUGCAGUGAGCUGCUGUUGAGCGCCGAGCAGCUGCAGAGAGAUGUGUGUGAGAGAGACGAGGAGAUCGAGACGCUCGGCGCGCGCGUGAGAGAGCUGGAACACACACUCAUGCACAGGGUGGAGGAGGCUCAGCAUGUGUCCAUGGCGGGCCGAGGAGACGUCACACUGGAGGCUCAGCUCCAGACCGAGAGAGAGGCUCUGGACAGGAAGGAGAAAGAGAUAGUGAACCUGGAGGAGCAGCUGGAGCAGUUUCGUGAGGAGCUGGAGAAUAAGAGCGAGGAGGUCAAUCAGCUCAACAUGCAGCUGGAGAUCCAGAGGAAGGAGAUCAGCAGCCACCAGCUGAACCAGACCCGCCUCACACAGGUCUUGGAGGAGAAGGACAGGCAGAUUAUCGCCCUUAACGAGCAGGUCGUUAAGCAUCAGCACGCGGACACACAGCCUGAGGAAGAGGCGUUGGAGCAGAAAGAGGAGGUUCUCCUUGAUCUGGAGGCGCAGGUGGAGCGUUUGCGUAGCGAACAGGAGCGACUGAAGAGGAGCCGCGAGGAGGAGGUGGAGCAGCUCAACGCCGUCAUCGAGAAGCUCCAGCAGGAGCUGUCGCACAUCGAGCGCAAGGACGAGCCCAGCGACGAGAUGAAGCAGAAGAUGGAUGAAGUCGCGACCGAGCUCGACACGCUGAAGUCCGAACACGGCUCGCUCCGUAGCCAAUACGAGCGGCUGCGCGAGGAGACGCUAGUGGAGCUGGAGGCGGCACUGAGGGAGAAGACGGCGGCGUUCGUGGUGGUGCAGGCGCAGGUGCAGGCGCUGGAGGAGAGCGCCGGGGCACGGCUGAGCGCUUUGAGCCGGCGGGUGGAGGAGCUGGAGGCGGCACUGGAGGAGAAGGACUCGGAGCUGCGCGCCUGCAUGCUAAACGUGGAGCUAGCGCAAACGGAAGCCGGCACUCACCGCGUCAAAGUCGCCGAGCUAGAAGACAAACUCAGGGAGAAAGUGGCCGCCGUUCUGGUCAGUCAAGCUCAACUCGGAGCCGUACAGACGCAAACCAAAGAUCUGAGAGGCGUAGCGGCGACACGCGGGCCGCUCCUGCUGACGGAGAGGCUGAAGGAGCUGGAGGACGGGCUGAGCCUCAUGCAGAAGGACCAGGAGCUGCAGGAACAGAUGCUGAGCAGCUCCGAGGACGAGGUGAUGGAGUACGAGAGCAGGUUAGCCGUGAUGAUGGACAUCCUCAACCAGAUGAGAACCAAACCCACCUAUCACGGGUCACAACCAAACCGACCAACCGCUGAGGAGUCGGACGAGGACAGUCGGCCGCCGUCAGAGCUGCUGCAGGAGGUCAAAGGUCAAUCCACUAAAGAGGAGCUGACCUUUUACAGGGAACUGAGCCACAAGCUUCAGGAGGAGAUGGAGAUGAAGGAGAGCACGAUCACGCAGCUCCAGACGGCUCUCAGCCAGGUCCAAGCGGGCUCGCGUGACGAAGACGACGCCAAGACGGCGAAACUUCUCCAGGAGCUGCAGGAGGUCAGAGGUCAAGCGUCCGCCACACAACAGGAGCUGCAGGAGGUCAGAGGUCAAGCGUCCGCCACACAACAGGAGCUGCACAGCUUCAGGGAUCAGAGCGUCCGGCUGCAGGAGCUGCUCCAGGAGAGAGAAAUGAGCAUCGCUCUGCUGAAGGAUCAGCUCCACAGGGCCUCACGAGAGGGAGAUCGGUCCACAGAGGAGCUGCUACAGGAGCUGGAGGAGGUCAAAGGUCAAGCGGCGGACACACUACAGGAGCUGCAGGAGGUCAAAGGUCAAGCGGCCGCCGCUGAAGAGCAGCUGAGCGGCUUCAGGGAACGCAGUCUGAAACUGCAGGAAGAGAUCGAGGUCAGAGACGGGUCCAUUGCUGAGCUGAGGGUCAAAGUUCACGAGCUGCAGAUCGCUUUGGCCAGAUCUGAGGAGCCUCCACAACAGCCGCAGUCUCAGCCUAAAACCAAAGCAGGGAAAAACGGAGACAACAGAGAGCAUCAUGGGAUAAACAAAAGUGCUGACGCAAGUAAAGUCACGCCCUCCCUUCCUCACCGAACCUCCACGGACCAAUCCGAGAGCUCGCCUCAGUCGCGUGUGGACGCGAGCACGCAGAGCGACCCGAGCAGAGCCGAGGACGUGCAGGAGCUGAUCUCGGGCUUCUCGGAGAAGAUCGGGCAGAUGCGGGAGCUGCACGCGGCCGAGAUCAUGGACAUGGAGGCCCGGCACAUCUCCGAGAGCGAGAGCUUGAAGAGGGAGAACCGGCAGCUGGAGCUGGAGAGCCGAGCGCUGAGAGACGCCAUCGACAAGCUCACAGCCGCCGAGGUCACACACACACCUUCACAUGGUCCCCCGGUGAGGUCAGAGCGCCCCGCCGCCGCUCCGCUUAAAGACGGAUACGCCAGCGACAGCAGUUCAGACUGGAGCCAGCGCACAGGUUUGGAUCACCCUCACCUGCAGGAGAACAGGAGCACACCCGAGGGCGCGCGCCGGGACCCGGAGCCGGACCUCCUGCCAGACCGGGUCAAGAGUCUGCUGCGCGAGGUCCAUCGGGAGGGCAUGCAGGUGCUGUCGCUGUCCGAGCUGCCGGCGUGUGGAGCGGAUCGAGGCGCGAGCGGCGAGAGAGACGCCCUCAUACACACCGUGGACUCGCUGCAGCUCCUCAUCAGCAGACUGCAGGCGCACACACAGGUCGACGGCGACUGGCGAGCGGAGCUGCUAUCCGCCGUUCAGCAGGUGUUUGUUCACGAGCGAGACGCGCUGAAGAGUGUUUUAUACUCUCACCUGGAGCGACUGGACACCGUUGACGCCGUCGUUCAUCUCAGCCAGCUGGAGAGAGCGCUAGCGGAGCAGGACGCCCGGCACAGCGAGGGCAUGUGUGUGUUGAGCUCGGCAGACAGAAGCAGCCUGCGCUCGGAGAUCCAUCAGCUCAGAGAUCAGCUUCACACGCUCACGUCUGCACACACACAGCGCCACCAUGUGGACACUACCGGAGCGGCGAGCGUGAGGGAGGCAGAACCGGCGCCGGUCGGGACAUCGGUCGGGUCCGGCUCCGAUCGGCUGGAGGAGAUCAAGACUGAACUGAGCCAGACUAAACUAGAGCUAGAGAGCGCUUUAAAAUCACAACGCAAACACCUGAAAGAGCUCGACACACUCAGGGUGGAGGUCUCGCUGAAGGCCGCUGAGGUCGACACACUGAACGACACACUGGCACACGAGCAGAAGAGAGCGAGAGAGAUGCAGUGGGCGUACGAGAAGGAGAAGUGCAAGUCUGACCGGCAGCAGGAGAGCGAGAGAGAGGAAGUGGAGGAUCUCAAACUGGCUCUGGAAGAUCAGCGAGGGCGUGUGGUCGAGCUGUCGAUCGCCCUCGAGAGAGAGAGAGAGACUUCGGCUCGGCUCAGAGAUCAGGAGCGGGAGGCUGGCGUCUCCUCAGAGCUGCAGGUUCAGUUAGACUCUCAGAGAGCUCGGGCCGCAGAGAUCAGCAGUGCUCUGGAGAAAGAGAAGGAGCUCAACGCACAGCUGCUCCGGCUGAUCCAGACGAGCUCCGCGUCAAACGCACAGGAUUCUGGGACACACACACUCCAGGUGGAGGCGGGCGUGCUCUCGGUGGAGUCUCUCCUGCAGGCGCAGCUGGUGGAGAAGCAGGCGCAGGUGGUGCAGAUGAUGGAGGAGCUGGAGAAGCACCAACUGGACGCGGUGCAGCGCAAACGACAGUGGGACGAGGAGAGGUCUUCACUUCAGCAGGACCAGAAUGCACUGGGGCGACGGGUGGAAGAGCUGCGGGCGGAGCUGGACACGGAGAGAGACACCGUCAGGAGCCUCGAGGGAGAGAGACACCGACUGCAGGAGAGAGUGAGAGAGCUGGAGGGAGAGAGACACCGACUGCUGGAGAGAGUGAGAGAGCUGGAGGGAGAGAGACACCGACUGCUGGAGAGAGUGAGAGAGCUGGAGGAGAAGCUGAGAGACGCUCGGCCUGCGGAUCGAACCCGGGACUGGGUGUUGCAGCAGGAGACGACAGAUGCUACGACACACACUGGUCAGCACACUGACCCCAUCCUCAGCCGACUGCAGCUCAUCGCCACCAGGAUCAACAGCCUGACCAGCGACACCACGGGCAGGUUAUCUGGAGAAGGGCCUGACCGUGAAAGUCUAGCGUGGCUUCACAGUAAUGUACAGGAUGUGAUGUCACUGUUGCAGCGUAUCCCAUCAGCCCCUUCUGCUCUACCGGAGAGCCCCGCUCUGCUGGCUGGAGGAUCCUCUAGUCUGCUGAAUGAGCGUUUACUCCGCCAGAACGCAGAGCUCACGGGAUUCGUCAGUCGACUGACCGAAGAGAAGAACGACUUACGAAACCAGUUACUGAACCUCGAGGACGAGCUGCGCCGAAGCAGACAGAAGAAGGCCGUCGCCGAGAGCGGUUCGGGCCGGCAGGAGCUGGUGCUGUUCUCGAGUGAGCGUGAGUCCUGGGCUCAGGAGAGGAGCCGGCUGCAGAAGGCCGUGGGUCGGGCCGAGGCAGAGCUGACCCGUCUGAGAGCCGAGAUCCGCUCCGACACACUGCGGGACCUGACCGGGGCCGACCCCGACAACACGGCCCUCAAGAGGCUGUAUGGGAAAUACCUGCGUGCCGAGAGCUUCCGGAAGGCUCUGGUGUAUCAGAAGAAGUAUCUCCUGCUUCUGCUGGGGGGGUUUCAGGAGUGUGAGGAGGCCACGCUGUCUCUGAUCGCACGCAUGGGGGGCCAGCCCACACACACACACUCACACACCAGUCUGGAGUCCAUCGGCCGUCAGCGCAGGGGCUUCACACGCUUCAGAUCGGCUGUGCGCGUCUGCAUCGCCCUCUCACGGAUGAGGUUUCUGGUGAAGAGAUGGCAGAGAGCCGGAGGAACCGUGAGCACUGCGAUCGUCAGCAGAAACGGCCUCAGCCAGGUCACAGGUGCGGAUGUGAGGAACGAGUCUUCAUUCCUGCAGCCCGGGAGCGUUGAGGUGUUCAGAGAGCGGCGGGGGACGAGCCGGGGCCGUACGGGACGAGACUCGCCUCGAUCCACCCCAUCAGUGCAGCACAGGUAUCUCAGUAUGGCCGCUGAGCCCGGAGGUUUACCGUGUUCCCACCUGCAGAACUACGACCCGGAUCGCGCUCUCACCGACUACAUCUCACGCCUGGAGGCCCUGCAGAGGCGCCUGGGAAGUGUGCAGUCAGGUUCCUCCUCGUACGCUCAAUUGCACUUUGGAGUCAGAAGAUAAAGAUCUUCAUCUACAUUCAAACUGGCUUGAAGAAUCUCGGUUGCCUUCUCUCGUGCGGAGCUGCUGUGCUUUUAUACUCUUGCUAUACAUGUCUGUGGGACCAAAAAGACGUUGUUUUUGUGUGUGUGUGUGUGUAUCAUCUUAUAAUCAAGCUUUUUGUUGGCGGCACUUGAAACGGCUUCAACAUCUGUACAUUAGUUCUACCUUAUUUGUUGUUAAUGGAAAACAAUCAUGUUGUUACUGUAUAUUUGUGGAAUGCUAAUUUAAGUUGAUUAAUUUAAGAAGAGUUGUGUGGUGAACAGGACGGCUGCUAUCGGCUCUUGAUGACCUCAUGAACACUAGCGGGAGGACGGCGGGGCGUGCGGCGAAGCUUCGCUAGCUAGUAAUGUUGUCAGGUACUCUACACUGUGCUUUAUUCGCUCGCUCCCUUGAAAAGACCCGAGGACAUUUGUAGAAGACAUAUUUUUGUAAAGGUAGGAGCUUUGGAUUUUAUGGGUAUUUUGUCAAAACUGAAAUAAAGAUUAAUAUAAUAUUUGAAAAGUGC
Pimephales promelas (fathead minnow) is the source of this 11423-nucleotide messenger RNA. The record is from RefSeq and is a predicted model, not a curated record. Lineage: Eukaryota; Metazoa; Chordata; Actinopteri; Cypriniformes; Leuciscidae.